AUGAGUAACUUUUUAAUGAUUGGCAAAUCUCCUCCAGGGCUUUCUUCUGACUCUCUUGCCUCAGCGCAUGAUAUUGGUUUAGUCCAAGACCUCCCAGCUACAGUUGCAGCUAUUAAGAAUCCGAGCGCAAAAAUUGUGUAUGACGAGUGCAACCAUGAGCGCUAUCUUCCUGGUGACCCCAGUAAACGUGCAUUUGCUUACUUUGUUUUAACUGGAGGCAGGUUUGUUUAUGCCUCAUUGAUUCGUCUUCUGAUACUUAAGUUUGUUCUGAGCAUGUCUGCCAGUAAGGAUGUUCUUGCACUUGCCUCUCUUGAGGUGGAUCUAUCCAGCAUUGAGCCUGGCACUACAGUCACAGUCAAGUGGCGUGGGAAGCCAGUAUUCAUUAGGCAUCGGACUGAGGAUGACAUCAAACUGGCUAACAGCAUUGAUGUUGGCUCCCUGCGUGAUCCACAAGAGGAUGCUCUUAGGGUGAAGAAACCUGAAUGGCUUGUAGUUAUUGGAGUAUGCACCCAUCUGGGGUGUAUUCCCUUGCCAAAUGCUGGUGAUUUUGGUGGCUGGUUUUGCCCUUGCCAUGGGUCUCACUACGACAUCUCUGGUAGAAUUCGCAAAGGACCUGCACCAUACAAUUUGGAGGUGCCAACAUACACUUUCUUGGAUGAGAAUAAGUUACUUAUUGGUUGAGGGUUUACCAUGAAUUUCUACAGAAAGACAACUGUAACUGGUUCUAAUGUUUUGGCGUGCUCAAGACCAGAUAGAGCAUGAUUUAUUUUUCUCUCACUCCUUAUGGCUUUCUUCUUUUGUUUUUUUUUUUUUUUUUUUUUUUUUACUUGUGCCAUUCUAGUUAUAAUUUACUUGAUAAGGAUUUUGUUUUUGCCAGUCCAGGCAGGGCCUUGCCUUGCCAUCCUGAAUAAUUCAGCUGGCUUCUGUAGGGAAUAUACUCUGUCAAAUAAAUAGAGGUUGAGAUGUAUUACUAUAUUAUGUGUUACUGUGCAUUUUAUCUUAUCAACAGAUCUUCUGAAGGUUGACAGUA
Molecule: messenger RNA, 1030 nt
Organism: Coffea arabica (coffee)
Lineage: Eukaryota; Viridiplantae; Streptophyta; Magnoliopsida; Gentianales; Rubiaceae
Source: RefSeq, a predicted model, not a curated record